Molecule: messenger RNA, 2931 nt
Organism: Bipolaris victoriae FI3
Lineage: Eukaryota; Fungi; Ascomycota; Dothideomycetes; Pleosporales; Pleosporaceae
Exons: 2
Coding region: 1-2931 (976 amino acids)
Biological process (GO): phosphatidylinositol dephosphorylation
Molecular function (GO): phosphatidylinositol-4,5-bisphosphate 5-phosphatase activity
Source: RefSeq, a predicted model, not a curated record
AUGACAUCUGAAGCCGCCUCUGUGCAGUCGACAGAGCGAUUAGAUGCCACCAUUCCCGGCGCAUUUCUUGACCCGCGCACCCCGAGCGUCGCAUCCGUCACUACACAACAGACAUCCCUCUCCCAGGCCCUAUACGACCGUCGUGCUGAGUACACGCGCCCACAGACUGUGCGCAUCAAGGUCGGCUCCUGGAACACGGCCGCCCAAAAAGGCACAGAACAAGACAUUGGCAAAUGGUUUAUCAAGGGCAGCGGUGUAGACGGGGCCCUUGGCGGUUUGGGCGUGUCGGACACUGGCUCUCAUGAUGUAGUAGCUGUGCCAGGCGGGGAGGAUAUCGACAUCUAUGUGUUAGGCCUGCAGGAGAUUGUCGACAUCACCUCGGCUGCUGAGGCUCUGCGGCCCUUUACCGAUCCUUCGACCGCAAAUAGAUGGAAGGCUCAGCUCGAAGCAGCCUUGCCUAAGGGCUACAAACUAGUGGCAGAUCAGCAGCUCAUCGGCCUGUGGUUGGCCAUCUACGCUUCGCCACAAAUCCUCCCUCAAAUCAAGAAUGUCAGCACCACGAGCGUUGGUACAGGCCUCAUGGGUUACAUGGGCAACAAGGGUGCUGUGACAACGCGCAUUGUCUUGGGCGAGACGACACGUCUUGUCUUUAUAAAUUCCCAUCUUGCAGCUGGUGCCGACAAAGCAUCCUUAGACCGAAGGAACUGGGAUGCUGCCCAAAUCACCACUCGCACUCGUUUCGAUCCUAUCGUCGGUGGCUUGGGCCCUUCACAAUCUAGCGGCGAAGGUCUUGGUGAUGAGGAUUUCGCCUUUUGGUUCGGCGACUUGAACUAUCGUCUCGAAGGCAUGCCAGGAGACGACGUGCGCCGCUUACUGACAAUUCACACCCAAGACCUGGACUCUCAAGAGAGCCAAGGUAGACUAUCCACGUCCGCCGACUCGGGAUAUGAUUCGAGACAAUCGUCUGAACAAACACGUGACACGGCUCCUGUACCCGAUGAACUGGAUCCAGCGUCGCUACAGACUACCCUCUCAUCUCUGCUUCCACACGAUGAGCUGCACCAAAUCAUGAAGCAAGGAAAAGCCUUCCAUGAUGGCUGGGAAGAAGGCCCCAUCCAGUUCCUGCCAUCCUACAAGUACGAUAUAGGCAAGGUUGGCGUUCUUGACUCGAGCGAGAAGCGUCGCUGCCCUAGCUGGUGCGACCGCAUCAUAUAUCGAACCCGAGCAUCCAAGCAGAAGUAUGAGGCCAAAGUCAAGGAACAGGAGGCUGCACGCCGAAUAGCUGAAGAAGUUUCAUCAAAGGGCUUGGACGUUCCAGGGGAUUACGACGUCAUGUACGAGUACGACCCAGACACAGACGGCGCGACCUACGAUGAUUAUGACGAGAACGAGACGCCCGAGCCGGAGCCAAUCAAGACAAAAGACGAUUUAUCUGCUGAGCUAUUGCUCGAGUACUACACCACUCAUAUGCACAUUCUCAGUUCCGAUCACAAGCCACUAGACGCCGUCUUCCGGCUCCAGUAUGAUGCCGUUGUCCCUGAUCUCAAAACGGCUAUCCACGCCGAAGUGGCUCGUGAGAUUGACCGUCAAGAGAACGAGGGCCGACCUUCCAUUGCCGUAGCAGUGGAACGUACUACUGGCUCCUCUUCACCUGGUGAGGAGAAGAAAACAGAUAGCGCGUUUGAGGGAGUCGACUUCGGCGAGGUCAAAUUCGCAAAAUCUUACCGACGCAACAUCACCAUAGCCAACACUGGACGUGUCCCAGCCACCUUUGGAUUUGCAAAUCGUCCAGUAGAGAAAGGCCAACCUGCCGGGCCUUUUCCUUCUUGGCUCAGUGUUGCAUUCGACAGGGAUCAAGACAAGCUCGACAGGCCAACGCUAGAUGAUGUUCAACAGCGUUUCACCCUCGAACCGGCCGAUGUCCUAAACGUCGAAUUGAAACUCAAGAUUGAAAAUCUGGGUUCCGUGCGUGAUCUCAAUGAAGGCGACUCGGUCCUGGACGAAAUCCUCGUCCUGCGCAUCGCAAAUGGAAGAGACCACUUUCUGCCUAUCCGCGCUCAUUGGCUGCCUUCUGUGCUUACCAGGUCCAUUGACAAAUUAAUCAAAAUCCCGGAAGGAGGUAUUCGGAAGUUGCAGCAUCAGAUACCUGCCCGUGGCGAGGUAAAAUGGAGCGUGCCUAGGGAAAUCUUCCGGCUGACUGAGGCGAUAGAAGACCUGACGGAACGGACACUAGCUGAAUGGGAGAUGACAAAGGCCGAAGGAGAGAGGGCACCCUGGCAAGAUAACGCAGGAUGGCCUUUUGUCAAAGGACGAACUAGUGCAAGUCCGGAGAGGGAAGAUGAGCUCGCAGAAGUCUACGAUGCAUUAGACUGCGACACACCUUUCGCUGGUGCCUUUACCCCAGAGACUCGUAGUAGAGAACGAACCGAGGUAUUAGCCGAAGUCCUUGUCGCCUUUCUUUCCAGCCUCACCGACGGCGUCAUCACGAAGAGUUUAUGGGAGAGACUGGAAGAAGCGCUUAUCCGCCGUGAAAAGUCCAACGCUCCGGCUUCUCCAGAUGAUGAUAAAAUGACUAUCCUUGAGAUCCUUGCUUCGGCUCCCAACCACAACGCCACAUUUCUACUCAUUCUCUCUUUCCUUCACAACAUUGCAAAUCAGAUUACAGAAGUAUCGAAGCCACGUCCGGAGGGCUCCAAUGAUAAGAGAGCAAGUGCAGACAUGAGUCUUCCUUCCAGUCCGCAAGCCCAGGUCAGGAGAAAGACUCUCAGCAAAGUCCCCGAGGUGGCGAUUCGGCAGCUCAUUGUGAGAAAUUACGCAGUCGUAUUUUCAGACUGCUUAGUGAGGUGGAAAGAUGGCAGCAAAGAGAAGGAAAAGGCUGUACAAAAGGAGAGGAUGGUGGGUGUCAUGGAGCUGUUCCUCAGGAUAGAGUAA